Messenger RNA from Coregonus clupeaformis (lake whitefish), 6258 nucleotides. It is a transcript of the gene ambra1b, whose product is annotated as autophagy/beclin-1 regulator 1b. NCBI's taxonomy places the organism in Eukaryota, Metazoa, Chordata, Actinopteri, Salmoniformes, Salmonidae. Bases 405 to 4748 code for a protein of 1447 amino acids. Gene Ontology annotation, cellular component: intracellular membrane-bounded organelle. The record is from RefSeq and is a predicted model, not a curated record. The transcript has 18 exons. Gene Ontology annotation, molecular function: protein binding. Gene Ontology annotation, biological process: autophagy.
ACACAUCUGGGAAGCUAGCUACGCAGUAGACGGAUAGCUAGCACAAUGAAUUUGCUCUAUGCCAGGAAAGUAUGUUGAAAUAGCUAUAUCAGAGGGUAUGAAUGUGAUCAAUCGCAAUUAUCAUAGAUUGAUAUUGGUCAAUUCAUUAAUGUGUGAAGUCUAAGACAAGUGUAGCAAGCUACUUGCCGUACAUUUUUGCUUGCUACGCUAACAGUUAGCUAGUGUUAGUUAGCUACGCCUAUGAUGACACAUUUCAACAAGAAUACAAGAAAGAAAGCCUAGACUCUGCAUGGCGAGCGAGUGGCAGCAGCAGAAGUGACUGUCCCUAGAGCAGCCAGAGAGGCCAGUGGUAGAGCAGUGGUGGUGGUGGUGGUGUGGCGGCCCCGUACGGUAGGAGAACCACCAUGGCCUCUCGUCAUCAAAGGAACUCUGUGCGGAUCCUGUCCAGCCGGGAGCGCGGCUCACAGGCCUUUGGCUCCAAGCGCCUCCUGCAGCAGCUGGUGGAGGAGAAGGUCCGCUGGAUGAAAUGGCAGAGUCAGAAAGUGGAGCUGCCAGACAGCCCUCGCUCGACGUUCCUGUUGGCCUUCAGCCCAGACCGGACCCUCAUGGCUUCCACUCAUGUCAAUCACAACAUCUACAUCACGGAGGUGAAGACUGGAAAGUGCUUGCAUUCGCUGGUGGGCCACCGCCGCACGCCCUGGUGCGUGACCUUUCACCCUACCAUCCCUGGCCUUGUGGCCUCCGGAUGCCUUGACGGAGAGGUCCGCAUCUGGGAUCUGCAUGGUGGCAGUGAGAGCUGGUUCACGGAGAGCAACGUGGCCAUUGCCUCGCUAGCCUUCCACCCCACUGCCCAGCUCCUCCUCAUCGCAACCAAUAACGAGCUCCACUUCUGGGACUGGAGCCGGCCCGAGCCCUUCGCCGUGGUCAAAACCGGCAGCGAGACUGAAAGAGUCAGGUUGGUGAGGUUUGAUCCUUUGGGGCACAAUCUUCUGACUGCUACUGUGAACCCCUCCAACCAGCAGAAUGAUGAUGACUCUGAGGUCCCCAUGGACAGCGUGGAGAUGCCACACUUCCGCCAGCGCUCCUUCCUGCCAUCCCAGCCCGUACGCCGCACGCCCAUCCUCCACAACUUCCUGCACAUCCUGUCGUCGCGCUCGUCGGGGGCGGAUGCGUCACGCCCUGGCGGGGAGGUCAGCGGCGUGCCCCCCAGCAUGCCUUUGGGGCAGUACCCAGCCUCACAGGACCGCGGACUGCCCUUCCCAGGCUGCACCCAGCACCUGGGCAUGGUGUGCCUCUGCAGCCGCUGCACGGCCAACCGCAGCCCCUCUCUGGGCGAGGGGACCUCCUCCAGGCCUGUGGUCCUCCCUGAGCACCCUCAGCCGGCCCCCCACGCCUCCACCUUUUCCUCGGCCCAUACGGAGCCCCGGCAGCCUUCAGAGCCCAGUGGGGCCCAACAGCGGCCCUCUGCCUUCACUACGGUUUACUACAGCGCUGGCAGCUCCCUGCACCGCGCCGUGCCUACCGCCCACAUGGCCAGCCCGCCCCUGAGCCAGCAGCCUCCGCCGCCGCCACCCACCAGCCACCAACCCCCCUCCCGCCCACUGCCCGGACCCGACUGGACACGCAGCCUGCUGAAUAUGAGAGGCUCAGAGAGCAGGGCUGGAGGGAGUGAAGGUGGGGUGAGCGGGGGAGGUGGUGUCGAGGGCGGGAUGCUGCCCCCCCGAACCAGCUCGUCCUCCGUCAGCCUGCUGUCAGUGCUCCGGCAGCAGGACGGCUCCUCCCAGUCCCCUGUCUACACCUUCCCCCCGCAGCCGAGCUCCGAACCUGGCUCUGGCCCCGUGGCCAAUCAGCGAGGAGGUGGAGGAGGAGCGGGCACCAGCAGCGGGCACCACCCUUUCUGGGACGGCACGCGCAGCAACCCGACCUCGUUCCGCAACGUGCUCCAGUGCAACCUGAGCCGCUACUUCAUGGAGUUCGACCGCAUGCAGGACCUGGAGUCGCCGCUGGGGGGCGUCGGUGGAGGAGAGGGCAGCCAGGAGCAGACGCAGGAGCUGCUCAACAACAACAUGGACCCGGAGAGACCCGGGCCAUCCUCCUCCCACUAUCAGCCCCAGCCGCCCCCACCAACCACAGCCGAGAACAACCCCCCUCCCUCAAAUGCGGCCCACUCCUCCCGGGGCCACCUGAACCGCUGCCGGGCCUGCCACAACCUGCUCACCUUCAACCACGACUCCCAACGCUGGGAGCGCACCAGCCCAGCCUCCUCCACCUCCGCUGUCGCCACCCAGGAGGGCUCCAGCUCUCCCUGGCAGCAGCCCCCCAGCCCUGCCUAUGAAGAAACCCAUGUGUCACCACGGAGGCGGGAGCCCCAACCCCAGCCACCAGAGCGGGAGAGGAGGAUAACCCAGCCCCCGGAGCCCAGCGAGCGGCAGCCCUCCCCAGGCCCUCAUGGUGCGGCCAUGCCCUUCCCCACCAUCGCGUCGUCCACUGCCCAGCCCGGGGAGCAGACGGUGGGCCUGGUGUACAACCAGGAGACGGGCCAGUGGGAGCGCGUCUACCGCCAGGCCGCCUCCAGCCACUCCGCUGUUGCCGACGCACCGCCAGAGGCCUUAAGCCAAGAAAUGCCUGUGGAUAACCCGGACGAGGACUCUCUGAGGAGAAGGCUGUUGGAGUCCUCCCUCCUCUCUCUCUCCCGCUACGACAUGGGAGGAUCCAGAGACCACCCCAUCUACCCAGACCCUGCCAGGUUGUCACCGGCUGCGUACUAUGCCCAGAGAAUGAUCCAGUACCUGUCGAGGCGGGACAGUAUCCGCCAGCGCUCGCUGCGCUACCAGCAGAACCGACUGAGGACCCUCUCCUCCUCGUCGGACAGCCCUGCCGGCAACCCCUCGGCCGCUAUGGAGAACAGCGACGUGGACUUUGAGGAGCUAGAUGACAACGGAGACCGGACGAGGCACAGAACACCACGCAACGCCAGGAUGUCUGCACCUUCGCUGGGGCGCUUCGUUCCUCGGCGGUUUCUUUUGCCUGAGUACCUGCCCUACGCUGGGAUCUUCCACGAGAGGGGACAGCCUGGCCUGGCCACCCACUCCUCUGUCAAUAGGGUCCUAGCAGGUGCCUCCAUCGGGGACGGCCAGUCGGCAGUGGCCAGCAACAUAGCCAACACCACUUACCGGCUGCAGUGGUGGGACUUCACCAAGUUCGACCUACCGGAGAUCAGCAACGCCUCUGUGAAUGUGCUGGUGCCAAACUGUAAGAUCUACAACGACGCCAGCUGUGACAUCUCGGCGGACGGGCAGCUCCUGGCAGUGUUCAUACCCAGCAGCCAGCGGGGCUUCCCUGACGAGGGCAUCCUGGCUGUGUACUCCCUGGCCCCUCACAACCUGGGGGAGGUGCUCUACACCAAAAGAUUUGGUCCCAAUGCCAUCUCGGUGAGCCUGUCUCCCAUGGGCUGCUACGUGAUGGUGGGCCUGGCCUCCCGCAGGAUCCUGCUGCAUCCCUCCACCGACCACAUGGUGGCGCAAGUGUUCCGGCUGCAGCAGCCCCAUGGUGGAGAGACCUCCAUCAGGAUGGUGUUCAACGUGGUCUACCCCAUGGCUCCAGACCAGCGGCGGCAUGUCAGCAUCAAUUCAGCCAGAUGGCUUCCAGACCCGGGGAUGGGCCUGGCCUACGGGACCAACAAAGGAGACCUGGUCAUCUGCAGGCCCGUGUUCUACCGUAGUGACGGAGAGAGCCCGGCCGACGCAAGCGCAGAGCCCAUAUUCACAGUCAACAACAGUGGUGGUGGAACCAGCAGGACCCGCAGUACAGAUCGACCAGGGGCCCCCAGUCGCUCCAGCUGGAGACUUGACAGAGACAUGGGUCUGAUGAACGCAAUUGGCCUCCAGCCCCGACACCCCGCCCCCUCUGUGACCUCACAGGGCACUCAGACGCCCAUCGUCCAGCUGCAGAACGCAGAGACGCAGACAGAGCGGGACCUCCCCAGGCCCAGCACCUCCCACGCUGCUGCUUAUGUAGAAGUCCAAGAGCUCCCGUCCACGAGCCGCGAGACCAAGGGGAGCCUAGAGCAGCCACAAACCAGCCAGAUCGAGGACAGUGCCCUGGGAGAUGCCUCAACAGAAGCCGGCACCUCCACAGCCAACACCGGCGAGGCCCCAGAGUAUGCCCCAGGAGAGGACGCCCUGGCGCGGAUCCGCCGGCUCAUCGCAGAGGGCGGCAUGACGGCAGUGGUCCAGCGGGAGCAGAGCACCACCAUGGCCUCCAUGGGUGGGUUUGGCAACAACAUUAUCGUCAGCCACCGCAUCCACCGCGGCUCCCAGACAGGGGCGGGCGCCGUAGCUGGGCGGCCCAGCAGCAGUGACCCCGUUCUGGCCGUCUCUACAGCCUCCCCUUCCGCCUGCCCCAUCAACUCCCUGCGUCUCAGCCUGGAGCACCCCCCUGCUCCCUCAGAGCCUCACCCAGGCCCGGUGUGGGGUCUGCCCUCCCUCUCUCAACCACAACCCCCCGGCCUAGCCUCGGAGGGUGAGGGGGCCAGUCUCUCAGUGGCCAUGGACAUCGACGACGUGUUUGAAGGAGCUGGCCGACUGGAUGAUUCUGAGCCAGGCCCCUCUUCCUCCCUGCUCUUCUCCUCCUCUUCCUCUUCUUCCUCUCGCGGCUCUUACCACUCCAGCACCGGCAGAAACGGCAACAAUAACAACAAUGGCAGUAGCAGCAGAGAUAAUUACCCAGGCGACCCUUACAGCAGGUAGAGUGCUGUGUGACUUGGCCCUUAUUGCCCAGGAGAGGGAGAGAAUCCCCCAGAGGAGACAGUGGGUGACUGCUUUGGGCCGAGAGACGGUGUAUCACGAACCCUAAAGCCGGGUGUACACUACACGAUUUUGGCCCCCGAUUUAGCUGUCCCAGACACGUUUUUGAGAUCGGCGACAAAAUCACCAUGUCGUUGCCUACUCGAACCGUCCCAAGACGUCCCAAUAUUUUCAAACAUGUUUGAUUUUAUCGGCACAAAAUCUGCAAUGCUCUUGUAGUGUGAGAUGUGUAAUGACAAGUUUUGAGAACGGUGAUCCACAAUAGCCAAUGUGAGCUCGCCAGAGUAGAAGCCAGUGAGAUGAUGUAUCACAUCAACCAGAAUGUAUACUCUCGAACAGGAGCGACGACUACUACUAGCUAGCUAGUAUGCGUUUGUACUUGCCUUAAAAGCCAAAGUGUCAAAUGGUGACAGCUCUGAAGUUCACAAGCAAAAUCUAUUGGCUAGAUAUUUCAACUCUGUAUGGCAAGCGUGAAUGUCUGAAUGUAAACUUUGAGGCUGCUUUGAAACAGCUCGUUCUAGCUACGUUAACAAUCUAAUCACGUCAUAUUGUUUUCGCGAGACAGCGUGGUUUCGAGAUUUAAUCGUCACGACUAAGUGAAGAAUCUUGUCGUGUGUGACCCCCCCGUCUGUACCACAUCGUUAAGUAUGCGCACCACUACGUUGGCAAGACAAAAAACUACAGGUAAGACGGUCGUUUAACAUGAGAGGCUCAGGGAUGUUUGGAUUUUGAAAGUCGUGUAGUGUACGCCCGGCAUAAAGGAAUAGUAUGGCCCUGUCUUGCUGGUGCGCUUCUCCUCAAAGCCUUAUCUCACAAAGAAUGGGUGCUCAGACUCUGCAGGGUCUCCAGUCCUGAACAGAAGGUACAUAAGCUCCCCCCCCCUCCCCGCUGCACCCAUCAGUGGCAUUGUGACCCCUCCCCUCCCUGCAUUGGUGUGCACUUACAUUGCACUUAAAAUGGACCUUUAGUUGUAUGAUCAUUCCAUGUCAGAAAGGGCUUUUACUUGAAUUGUGCCAGCACCGGGGUACCGAUGCUGUGAUUUUUUUUUUUCUUUUCCCCCCAGUCCUUUCUCUUUGCAUAGGCGUGACCGAUAGACAAGGAUUCUACAUUCAAAGUGCCAUGUAAGGGUAAUUGUAAACAACAAGAAGAAACAGACAGUUUCUCCAGUGUGUGCAGCGUUCUGGUGCCAUGUGAUUUGAUGUGAAAUAGCGUGUGUUUGCUAUAUUUUGAAGCCUCUUUGGUACCAAGUGGUAGGAUGUGUAUUUUGUAAUUUGAUGAUAAUGCAUAGCUGGAAAAUCAUCCUAUUGUUGUAUGAAUCAUGAGAUGAUGCGUGUGGCAUGACUAAAGCCAUGCCUUUCAAAAGAGAAUCUGCAGCUGCCUGUUUUUUUUAUUAUAUACUGAACAAAAAUAUCAACACAACAUGCAACAAUUUCAAAGAUUUUACUGAGUUAAA